Molecule: messenger RNA, 8495 nt
Organism: Engraulis encrasicolus (European anchovy)
Lineage: Eukaryota; Metazoa; Chordata; Actinopteri; Clupeiformes; Engraulidae
Product: protein strawberry notch homolog 2-like
Exons: 31
Coding region: 246-5723 (1825 amino acids)
Biological process (GO): regulation of DNA-templated transcription
Cellular component (GO): nucleus
Molecular function (GO): histone binding; chromatin DNA binding
Source: RefSeq, a predicted model, not a curated record
UCACGGUCGCUUCCUGCUUGAUUAUCUUCCUGAAGUAGACGCUGGUGGCUACGGAAAGCCAUGGAUUAAGGUUUCUGUUUAUGCUCGUUGGAAUUCGUCAAAGACACGCUUCUUCUCCGUGGUCUAAGUACACGUUAACAACACAAAUAUAAAGUCGGAGAUGGAUGGACAAUGAUGCCAGGAGGAGUGCAGUUUGAGACAACGGUUGGCUCUGUCACCAAAACCAUGUACCAGCCCAGAGCCUGAUGCCCAUUCUUACUACAUCUGUUACCAUGGAUGCAGAGGACUACCUGCCCCUAGAUGGCUCUUUGGACAGCCCUGAAUAUGGUCCACCUAGUUCUCCUCUGGAUUCCUCUGUGGAGAGCCAGAUCUUUUCCUCAAACUCAUGGCAGACUCCAUAUGGUCAGCAGUUCUCUAUGCAAUCUGAGAGCAGGCAGUACACCUCAACCUCUACAACUAUGGCGCCCAUGGAUGUAUUUGAGGACUUCGAUGACCUGAGCAGGAAUGAAUUUCCUCAGGACUUCAUUGAUGAACUAUCAAACAACUCCUUGUUCUCCUCACCCCGAGACUCGGCCUCAGACUAUGGAGACACUAUGCCGCACACUUCCACUGCCAUGGGGCCCUGGGCCAUCAGUGGACCUGGCCUCAACCAGAGAGAGAAUCUGAGCAGGACUCAUGCUGCCCUGCCAGCCAUCAUCAACACUCCUCUGCUGCGCACAUACCAGACGGCUCCACCUGAGGAAGAGGAGGAGGCUGAUGAAGAAGAAACAGAGGAGUUGGGACAUGUGGACACAUACGCAGAGUACAAACCAUCAAAAUCUACUAUUGGCAUUUCCCAUCCAGACAUUGUUGUGGAGACUAACACCUUGUCUAGUGUGCCCCCACCUGACGUCACUUACACCCUCUCCAUCCCUGAGACUACCAUCAGCACCGGCCUUCUCUCUGCUCUACAACUGGAGGCCAUCAUCUACGCCUGCCAGCAACAUGACGUCAUCCUACAGAAUGGGAUGCGGGCUGGCUUCCUGAUAGGGGAUGGAGCAGGAGUAGGAAAGGGCAGAACAGUGGCUGGCAUCAUCUUGGAGAACUACCUGAAGGGUCGCAAAAGAGCACUUUGGUUCAGCGUUUCCAACGACCUGAAGUAUGAUGCGGAGAGAGAUCUCAAAGACAUUGAUGCGCCCAAUAUCCCUGUUCACGCUUUAAACAAGAUUAAGUAUGGAGACACUUCUACCUCAGAGGGGGUUCUAUUUGCCACAUACUCCGCUCUGAUUGGUGAAAGUCAAGCAGGCGGGCAGCACCGCACCAGACUCAAGCAAAUACUUGACUGGUGCAAGCCCAACUUCGACGGAGUCAUUGUGUUUGAUGAAUGCCACAAAGCCAAAAACGCUACGUCCACUAAGAUGGGCAAGGCGGUGUUGGACCUGCAGAGCAAGCUGCCCAAGGCAAGGGUGGUGUAUGCCAGUGCCACAGGUGCCUCUGAGCCAAAGAACAUGAUCUACAUGAGCCGUCUAGGGAUCUGGGGAGAGGGCACACCCUUCAAGACCUUUGAAGACUUCCUGCAUGCCAUCGAGAAAAGAGGUGUUGGUGCCAUGGAGAUAGUUGCCAUGGACAUGAAGGUCAGCGGAAUGUACAUAGCGCGGCAACUCAGCUUUGCCGGUGUGUCAUUCUGCAUCGAGGAGAUUGCCCUGGAUGCAGAGUUCAAGUUGGUCUACAACAAAGCCGCCAGACUGUGGGCUGAAGCCCUGGUCUUGUUCCUGAGGGCAGCUGACACUCUGGGGCUGGUGUCCAGGAAGUCUCUCUGGGGCCAGUUCUGGUCCGCACACCAGCGCUUCUUCAAAUACCUCUGCAUCUCAGCCAAAGUGCGCCGGCUAGUGGAGCUGGCCAAGACUGAGCUGGAACAAGGCAAGUGCAUUGUGAUCGGCCUGCAGUCCACGGGUGAGGCUCGUACUAGGGAGGUGUUAGACGAAAAUGAUGGGCAUUUGGACCGCUUCGUCUCUGCUGCUGAGGGUGUGUUCCAGUCGCUGGUGCAGAAGCAUUUUCCCUUGGAGAAACCCAAGAGAGACAAGCCUGCUGGGAACAAGAGGAAACGGAAACCCCGGGGCCGGCCUCCGAAGUAUCCAAAGCAUAGUAAGGCCAUAGUAGGGGAGGUGAUCAGCAUAAGUGACAGCAGCAGCUGUGAGUCAGACGGGAUGUACAGCUAUUCCAACUCUUCCCCCGAGACCCCACUAGACAACGACGACGUCAUCUUCGUCAAUCACAUCAAUGGUCACACAGGUACUCCCUCACACCCUCCUCCCAGCUGUCUGACCCAUGCAAUAGAAAAGCAAUGCAAUGAAUGUCUCCUACCCCAACUCACUUUACUUUCCCCCCCCACAGCUAAACUAGAAGAAUUAAAGCAGGGCCUGCUCAGCAAGAUAUCAGACCUGGGGAAGGAGUUGCCUCUGAACACCCUGGAUGCGCUGAUUGACCGCUUCGGAGGCCCAGAGAAUGUGGCUGAGAUGACGGGGCGUAAGGGUCGCGUGGUUCGCCACCCUGAUGGCACAGUGCGGUAUGAGUCACGUGCUGAGCAGGGCCUCACCAUUGAUCACGUUAACAUCCGGGAGAAGGAACGCUUCAUGUGUGGAGAAAAGUUGGUGGCCAUCAUCUCUGAGGCGGCGAGCUCGGGCAUUUCCCUCCAGGCCGACAAGCGUGUGCAAAACCAGCGUAGGAGGGUCCACAUGACCCUAGAGCUGCCCUGGAGUGCCGACCGGGCCAUCCAGCAGUUUGGCCGCACUCAUCGGUCGAACCAGGUGACUGCUCCCGAGUACGUUUUCCUCAUCUCAGAGCUGGCUGGAGAGAGGCGUUUUGCUUCAAUCGUGGCGAAGAGGCUUGAGAGUCUGGGUGCUUUGACUCAUGGAGACAGGCGCGCCACAGAGUCCAGAGACCUCAGCAAGUUCAACUUCGAGAAUAAGUAUGGAAACAAAGCUCUGGACCGGAUCACCAAAGCCAUCCAGGGCCACAUCAAGAACACUGUCCCUGUACCCAAGGAAUACCCUGGUGGUGAUGCUGUCUUCUUCCGAACCAUGAAACAGUGCAUGAUGGAUGUGGGAAUCCUCUGCAGCAAUCCUCGCUUUGUCAUCAAUGGUGACAAAGACUGCACAAUCACCAAGUUCCUGAACCGCAUCCUGGGCCUGGAGGUUCACCAGCAGAACUUCCUGUUCCAGUACUUCACUGACAAUUUUGAGCACCUCAUUGAAAAAGAUAAGAAGGAAGGCAAAUAUGACAUGGGCAUUUUAGAUCUGGCCCCAGGGAACGAUGAGAUCCGUGAGGAGACCCAAGAGCGCUUCUUGACCGCAGGGAAUCCACAGGAGGGACAGGUCAUACUGUAUAAAAUCAGUGUGGAUCGAGGCAUGCCCUGGGAGGAGGCAGUUUGUAAGGCUGGUACCCUCACUGGAGAGGAUGAGGGAUUCUACCUCUCUCACAAGUUACGAGGAAGUAUGCCAUGUGUACUGCUGGCAGAGCAGGGGCGAGGCAGAAACCUUGUUGUAUACAAACCCAACAUUGGCAAACAGGCUCAUCCCGAAAGCUUAGACAACUUGCAGCUUCGCUAUCACAAGGUGACCCCUGACGAGGCAAAGGAUUGCUGGGAAAACCAGUUUGAGUUCUCUCUGGAGAAGUGCAGCCAUGCUCACUGGAAGGGCAAAUGUAAACAGAAGGAGAUGGGCCAUGAGUGCUGGCUGGGCAUGCGUCUGAAGCAGUACCACAUGCUCUGUGGUUCCCUGUUACGGGUUUGGAAACGGGUGGCUGACAUAGUCUCUGACAUCACAAACUCCAGCAUCCUGCAGAUUGUACGAUUGAAAACCAAACAAAACAGCAAGCAAGUCGGCAUCAAGAUCCCUGAGAACAGUGUGGAGCGGGUGCGUGCCGAGUUGAAACAGAUGGACGGGGACGUGAAGCGGCAGCGGCAGGAGCGCGAGCAGCGGGCGCAGGAGAAGCUCCACACAGAGCAGCUACUGCUCCGUCUGGCCAAGCUCCGCUCCACCAACCCCGCCAACCCCGGCAUGGCCCUGUCCAGCUUAUUCCCCCGCUCUACCUCCACGUCGUCCACCAACUCCCCCAGGGCCCUACCCGCACUGGUGAAGAAGGAGCUGCGGGACUCGGACGAGGUGCUGGACCUGACACACAGCCCCUCGCCCUCCCCAGACAGCAGCACGGCCGAGGCAGGACUGGGGGCGGACAGCGGCCCCACCCUGCCUGAGACCUUCCACCUGGAGGCGCUCAUCUCUCAGGAGAGGCAGCGAGAGCAGAGUGGCAGCAGCAGCAGCAGCAGCACCCAGGCACACGCGCUGCACGCACGACUUCUCCAGCAGCAGCAGCACCACCAGCAACAGCAGCCCCGCGGCCCCCACCCUACACUCCCCCUCGCCCAGCAGAGGCGGCGGAUGCAGGCACAGGCACAGGCACAGACACAGGCACAGGCACAGGCACAGACACAAGCCCAGCACCAGACGAGCCGCUUGCUACUCAAUCACACCAACCUGCGGCAGCGACUGCAGCAGCGCUCCAGCAGCCCCCUGCCUUCGCACGCAGGCACACCAGGCAACGCUGCGCCACACGGCUCCUACAACAACCAGUUCCCCGUCAGAGUCAACGUGCCUAUUCGACCCAUGGCGAAUGCAGCCAUGCAUAAAACGCCGCAGAACGCACGCAAGUUGCCACAGUCACAGUCGACUCAGAACAUGGGUCUAAAGCAGCAGCUCCGCACCGAUACGUAUCCAAUGCUGCAGCAGCUUCAGCAGGAACUGCAGCGAGAGAGAGAGCGGGAUCGGGAGCUUGGGCUAGAUCGGCCGUACGCUCAGCAGGCCAGAAACAGGCAGCGCCUAGCCAGUGCCGCGCAUCUUCCAAACAUGCACAGGGUGCACAUGGGCAACAUGCACGCACAACAUCUGUCAAACACUCAGCCGUCAAGUACUCGCACGAUACAGCAGCAGCAACAACAACCGCAACAGCAUCAGCAACAACAACAGCAGCAGCAACAAAAAAUGCUUCACAACACUUUGAGUCAGCAAAGCUCCCUCACCCAACCCCAUACACAGACACAGACUCAGACUCAGACACACCCCCAGGUGAAUACACAUACCCAUGCGCUUUCGGUAAGCCCACCCAUGUCACUCGAUGACUGUCCAUCUCCUAAUGACAUUCUGGAUUUCCUGGACUGCACGGCAUCCUCUGGUGUCCUCCCACCAUCCUACUACUCCACCACCUCUUCCCAGGCUGUUUCUCCAUCGCUUUCAUCCUCCUCCUCUCCCUCUAUCGCUUCCUCUACGUCACUGUACUCGGCUGGGCUACCUUUGCCUGUCGGCACAGGCACGGGAUCCUCUUCUGUCUUUGCUCCUUCCUCCUCCCCUUCCUCCGCCAGUAAUCUUUCCCUCCUCUCAUCAAAUCCCUCGCUUCUGUCAUCUGGCAACCAUAACUCCGUGUUCUCCUCUAACAAUGGCUCCUCCAUCCUUCCUCCUGCACAUACUCUCCUCUCCCCCAUUAACUCCUCUCACCUGUCAGGUCAUUCGCUCAACCCCUCUCAACUUUCCACUGCCCCGACUGACACAUACUCACUCUUCUCAUCCUCCUCUUCCUCAACCUCCUUACCCAAUGGCCACUGCAGUAUGGACGCUUUGGACAUGUUGAGAGCCGGCUCUGGAGACCGUCAGUCUGUUAUUCAGUACAAGCCCGAGUGGGACGCCACCUAGGAUCCAAGGUGCUCGCUCGGCUGCCACUGUUCACGCACACACACCUCAGAUCAGAACUGCCCAUCAGAACUACCCCCCCUCGACCCCCCCCCUCCCAUGCAGAUGCCGUGAGCCACUGUCUCCAGGGCUAUCAAGUAGCAUAAUUAUGUUCUGUUGAGUAAUGGUCUGCAUUUUAUAAGCUACUGCUAAGAAAUUGUGUUUGUUUUGUUUUUUAUCUGUUCUCUGUUGUGUUCUAUUUUGCUUUUGUGAUGACCACAGUUGAUCUUGGUAGAGAAGACCCACCAUAUGCUUCUUUCUGAGGUAACGCAACAUGCCCCAACAAAAUUAAGUUGUAAGCCUCUGAGGCAUUAGCGCCUCUGUGCUACAAGAAGCCAGAGUGUUCAGGGGUGGGGGCGGCAUUACUGUCAGAAGUACUGGAUGUAGUCAGCAUGUUUCUUAAUCUGAUCAUUUCAAAAGAUAGUUGGCUUCAUAACUUCAAUUGCCCAUUGAAAAUUGUUUUGAUAUAUUGUGCCUAAUUAUUAUAAGACACAACCCAUAUAAGAGCAGCCUUCUGUCUCUCAGAUCAACCGAAAUUGUCAGGCCCUCUGAUCUGAAAGAUCCUAAAUGGCUGGAGCCAUUGUAGUUUCUCUGUGGCUGAAGCCUAGUUUUUCUGUCUUAUUUCUGUCAUGGGGAAAUCUGUUCUGAUCAAAUGAAAUGCCUUGUUCUAACAGUGCCUUCACAAAUGCUAAACAAAUGCAGUCUUUGAAACUGAUAUGUAUAUAUUUAUAUUGAGAGAAGUGGAAUAUUAUUUAUUACUAUGACUUAUAUGUUACUCUAAAGAAAAAAAAAGAACUUCCUCUCUUGAGCAGUGGCCACUGUCACACAACAUUUAGUCUGCUGUUUAUGGUUAUUAUUGAUAUUAGAUUAAUUAUUAGCUCUAAUAUUUGCUAUUAUUUUGCCCUACUCAGCAAGUUAGACCAUUCUCUUUCGUCCACAUCUUCCCUGGCUGUGAUGGCAGAGAGAGAAAAAUGGCCAGUGCUGAAAGUGAAGAUGGCUGUAAUGUGAGUCAGAUGUUAUAAUACAACUUGUCACUUGUACUGCUUGUUUUAAGUAAUUUUCUCAGGUAUAGUGCUGUCCUUUUUCUACCAGUCCAGACCAAUUAUUACCGUAUUUGAAGUUAAUUCGUUUUGAGAAGAUAUGUUUUGUUUGGGGAAUUAAUUCAGGGGAACCAGGGGAACCAAAAUUGCAGAAUAGGAGAAGCAGUGAAUCAGGUAUUGUUUUCACUGUCUCUCACCUUCACGUUGAAGUGUAAGCAAUACAGUGUCUUAUGAACAUUUCUCAAAUAUACCUACAAUUGAUGAACAACUCCUCAAAAGUGCUUCAGUGGUUCAACAAAUUAGUGUGUAUUUGUCUAACUGGUUUGAAUAGUUCUAUUUAAAUAUUCUUUAAAAUUGGGUGGGAGUUCAGUUGUCAAGGUCCUCACUGUAAGGUCAAUAGAUGUGUCUUGUGUUCUUGUAUUCAAGUGGGAAGAAUGAAAUGUGUUAUUGUUCUUUGAUGUUGCUGUUCAUAUUAUUGUCAUCAUAACUAUUAUUGUUAUUUAUAUUCAAGGGAUACUUUAGUAGGACUGUUAUGUUGAAUCUUUAAUCCUGUUCGAUAGCUCAACAUGUUCUAAACCUCUCAUCAGGGCCCCCCUCCCACACCCUCCUCAAAACUUUAGUCAAAGCUUAUUUAACCUGCCACCAAAUAUAUUGCACUGCCACGCACUGCUGUACUGCAAUAUAGUAUGUUUUAUGUCUGAUCUAUGUUAUGCACACUAAUCAAAAAAUGAUCUCCUUGCUUCAUUAGGUUUCAACCACCCCACCUUGUCCAUUUUAUUUCUGACACCAAAGCAUCAGCACAAGCAUCUUACAAAGUGAACACAGGGGUGAAUAGCUUUGGCAUUUUUACUGAUCAGAUGCCAUUUCAGGUUCCAUCAUAGUAGAAUUCUCCCUGAAGUUAAUCUCAGGAAGGCCCAUGGGAUCACUUUAGCGACGCAAUGGGUUAUUUAACGGGGCAAAACAUGUCCUGCAAUGUUGACUACUGUUCUUAAAAGAAGGAUAAAUUGAAUACUGAGCUCUUGUACCAAUUUUGGAAUAUUUGUGAGUUUGACACCAAAUCAAAUGUUUUUAUUUUUUUUCUACGGAUAGUUUUAGAGUAGAGGAGAAUGCCAUUUGUUUUAUUAUUAUUAUUAUUGUUAUUAUUAUUAUUAUCGUUUCAGCAAAUCUGUUGGUGUCAGCAUUACCCUUUAUUCAGAUUCCUGUUCUCUGCACAAACUCUGACUAGUCUGCUCCUACUGCAGUUUAUAGUACCGGUAGCUGUCACUGUCAAAUACAAACCAGUGUCCAUUUCAGGCCAUCAAGCAUCGAAAUUACGUUUGACCUCUUAUUUCAGUGUUUUGUUGAACAAGAGAAAUCUGUAUUCUAAAUGUGAUUUUGUCACUAGUGUGCAUUUUCAUAAAAUGGUCUACCUUUCCCUUUCGAAGAACUGAAAGAAGUUCUUUGGUGAACACUUUGAUAAUAAAAUCAGAACAUUUAUUGAAACUGCUACUGAUUGUAUGUAUUUUCUGUUGGAGCACUUUUUUUUUUCUUUCGGGGUCCUUUUUAUUUACUGAAUAUUUAUGACUGGGUGUAAUUGUAAAUAAUGUAAACAUCUGUGCCUUUUGACUCAUUCUCAACAUUUUCUAUAUCUAACAGAAGGAAUAUAUUGUAUUGAUAUUAAUUUUGUUAACAAAUAAAAAUAAAAAACUAGAGUUUG